CAGAAGUUUGAAAGUAAAGCUCUCCACAGCUCAACACCACCUGCCCGUUAUUGAGGAACAACACAGUCACUCUCUAACACAAAUGUAUCACACAGCUCCAGUAGACGCCCGUCUUACUAUGAGGACUUGUGGGAGGCGAUAAAGCGUGUUGUCCUGUGCGAGUUAUUUUGGACGAUUGAUCAGAGACUUUGGACGGAUCAAAUCAAUCGGUAUUUGAGGCGCGCGCUCGUCGCGAGAAGGGCUGAAGAAUGUCGCGCGACCCGGAGGAGGUGAAUAAACUGACCGAGAGCACUUACAAGAAUGUUAUGGAACAGUUCAACCCAGGGCUACGUAACCUCAUAAACCUGGGAAAGAGCUACGAGAAAGCCGUUUCAGCCAUGGCCCUGGCGGGGAAGCAGUACUUUGAUGCUGUAUCUAAGAUUGGAGAGAACGCAGCCGUAUCUCCCGUGUCCAGAGAACUGGGGGUUGUUCUUAUGGAGAUCUCAGACGUCCAACAGAAAGUCAAUCUAGAACUGGAGGAGAAUUUUAAACGUUUCCAUCGGGAGGUUAUUGUGGAGUUAGAGAGGAAAACGGAAAUGGACGUGAAAUACAUGACGGCCACGUUUAAGAGGUACCAGACCGAACAUAAGAUGAAGCAGGACUUGUUGGAGAAAUCGCAGUUAGACCUGAAGAAAUUCAGGAGGAAGAGUCAAGGAAAGAAUGCUUCUAAGUACGAGAGUAAGGAGAACGAGUGUCUAGAAACACUCACUUCUCGUCAGAUGGAAAUGCAGAAAUUCAUUGCUGAUGGCUGCCAUGAAGCUCUCCUGGAGGAGAAGAGGAGAUUCUGCUUCCUGGUUGACAAGCAUUGCAUCUUCUCCUACCAGAUUUCUGCUUUCCAUGAGAAGGCUCGAGAGCUGCUGACAGAGAACCUGACCAUUUGGCAGGACAAAUGCACUGAUGCUACCAACGUCCCGGAGAGCGUGAUGUCCAUAAUAGAAGGUCUGCGCACGCCAAUGUCCAUCACUCCACAGGCGUCUCCAGCCCCCCAGCACCACAGCAGGAACAACUCGGGAGCAAUGAUUCCACCUCCAGAACCUCCCCAGACGAGUCCACUGGUCAACAUGUUCAAUCAAAACCAUUCCAGGCAGGAAAAGGAGUCAGACUACACCAAUGAAGACAGUGGAUUGUCCAGAUCUGUGUCUAUGGCCACUGGCCUCAAUCUCACAGACAAAAGACCCAAAGUACGCACCAUUUUCCCCCACAAAUCUGGAAACAACAACACACUGCUGAGCUUCGAAGAGGGAGACAUCAUCAUACUGCUGAUUCCCGAUGAGAGGGACGGCUGGCUGUACGGAGAACUGCAGAAAUCCAGACAGCGGGGCUGGUUUCCAUCAUCUUACUGUCAUGCAUACACAGAGCCAGCAGUAAAUAACAGUAUCGCUGGAAACCCUCCGAUGCGCAGUAAGAGUGUGGCCAACCUCAUGCAGCAAGACAAAGAGGACAACAUGAUGGUUCUGCCUCCUGCAGACUACAGCGACUCCCCCAUCAGAAGAAACUCCACCAAGAGCCUGUCACAUAUGUACACCCCCUCCUCAUAUGAAAACUCGGUGCCUCAGUCAAACGGGUUGCCAAAGCACCCUAUCUUUGGGGGAGGGAAUCCAUUUGCUACAGUGAAACUUCGGCCCACAGUCACCAAUGACCGAUCAGCCCCCAUCAUUUGAUCAACACCACAACCGGCCUUCCUGCACUCACAGUGCAGACUACAGUGAACUUGAAUGCUUUAAACACAUGCACUUCCACGGGGCUCGCUUGAUUUGGACAGAGACCCCCAUCUGAGUAUGCUGUGUUUCACAAUAACACAUGUAUCCACACCGCCACCACAUACUGUUCACCACUUUAUUGUCAAUCCCUUAAAACCUCUGUCUCACUAUAUACAGUAUAUUAUGAAUGUGUGUUUAUAUAGAGAGAUAGAGUGGGACUCAAUGUAUAGCAAUUUGGUCGUAAAGAUCAUUAAGGUAUGUAGUCCGCUGUUUGGCUUCCAUUUAUUGGAGUAUCAUUCUGUAAAAAAAGUGAAGGUGGAUGUGAUCUAAAUUUUUAUUUAAUUUUUUUUUAAAUCAUUGUCAAGAACUUUUUAUUCUUAAAGAACAUUUUACAUGUACAAGACUAGAUGGGACUAUGCACUAGCUGAAAGGUCCUUAUGAUAGUGAACUGUAAUACUGAUAGUAGAUAGAGAGUUAUGAAAAAUUAUCUGAACAUUGACAACAGCACUCUUCCUUAACAUGUUUGAUCUGCAUUAUCCCAGUAACUGGAAUGAUCUGAAACUUAUGAAUACAUUAAAGGAAUAUUCCGGGUUCAAAACAAGUUAAGUUCAAUCGACAGCAUUUGUGGUAUAAUGUUAAUUACCACAGCAAAUAUUGUCCCUCAUUUAUUUAGAAAACAAGCAAAAAUCAUUAUUACAGUAAGGCAGUUACAAUGGAAGUGAAUGGAGCCAGUCCAUAAAUGCUAAAAUACACAUUGUUUCAAUAGAAUAGCACAAGAUGUAAACAUUUUUGUCUCUGUUCUGUAUAAUUUUAGUGUGAUGAAAUCAGUAUAAAGAUUUCAUCACAUGUGUAACAUGUAUAAAGUUUACGCCUUGUGGCUAUACUUGUGAUUCAAUGUGCAUUUAAUUAUUUAAGGACUGGUCCAUUCACUUUACGUGCAUCACUGGAACCGUGUUUUUUGCUUCGAUUUUUAAAUAAACAAUAAGUACAAAAUAUGUUAUAUAAAUAUGGUAAUAAAUGGAAAUUAGUUAAAUGGAGUUAGCUGGCCCUGAGGAAUAGAAUCAAGCUCCAAUUCCACAAUCUACAGUUUGGACCCUACGACAUCUAUGUGUAGGUAAUGCCAUAAACUACAAAAGCACUCUUAGCUAAAUUAGUCUUUAUAUAGUAAUCUUAUUCUUUUAGAAAUAGAGAACUUUGCUUUCAUCAGUCUCAACACUAAAUAAUGAUCCAAUGUUGGUCAGUGGAUAGUGUUUUAUUUAAUGCUCGGGGGAUUAAUUUGCCUUUGAUUGUAGCAGUGCACAUUUCUGUUGCUGUUGGCCUGAGAUUUUUAGACCAUUGCUGUAUAAAAAUAAAAAUAAUUUUAUUUCUGAAUGUGUUACUGUAAAAAAAUGACUUGCUGAAAGUUACUGUAUAACAGGACUAUGCAACCUCAAAGGAAAGAAUGGAUACCAUACAGGUUUUUUUUAAUGGCAGAUGCCGAUAUCCAGAGAAGCAGGAUGGACGAUGCAAUGACGAUAUAUUACACAAUUUAAUAUAGUAAAUAACAUAAAAUUGCUACAAAUAUACUCUUAUUUAAAUCUCCUGAAAGUUUAAAUAGCCUGCUUGGAUUGUCAUCAUGAUUUGUGAAUCAGAGAAAC
Xyrauchen texanus (razorback sucker) is the source of this 3376-nucleotide messenger RNA. It is a transcript of the gene baiap2l1b, whose product is annotated as BAR/IMD domain containing adaptor protein 2 like 1b. Gene Ontology annotation, cellular component: cytosol; nucleoplasm. The coding region runs from base 249 to 1700 and encodes 483 amino acids. Lineage: Eukaryota; Metazoa; Chordata; Actinopteri; Cypriniformes; Catostomidae. Gene Ontology annotation, molecular function: protein binding. The transcript is spliced from 14 exons. Gene Ontology annotation, biological process: plasma membrane organization; positive regulation of actin filament polymerization; actin crosslink formation. The record is from RefSeq and is a predicted model, not a curated record.